Abrus precatorius (Indian licorice) is the source of this 1488-nucleotide messenger RNA. Its product is annotated as transcription factor MYB101-like. The transcript has 3 exons. Lineage: Eukaryota; Viridiplantae; Streptophyta; Magnoliopsida; Fabales; Fabaceae. Bases 1 to 1488 code for a protein of 495 amino acids. The record is from RefSeq and is a predicted model, not a curated record.
AUGGCUAGAACAAUCUCAAACAACAGCAACAACGAUGAAGCUGUCACAGAGGUUGACACCAACGGAUCAAAAGAUGAGAGUGAAGCAAGAGGUCAUUUGAAGAAGGGGCCAUGGACCCCAGCAGAAGAUGCUGUCUUGGUAGAGUACGUGAAGAAGUAUGGUGAAGGAAAUUGGAACUCUGUGCAAAAGAAUUCUGGGUUGUUAAGGUGUGGCAAAAGUUGUAGACUUAGAUGGGCCAAUCAUCUAAGGCCUAAUUUGAAGAAAGGUGCAUUUUCUCAUGAAGAAGAACAAAUCAUCGUCGACCUUCAUGCUAAGCUUGGAAACAAAUGGGCUCGAAUGGCUGCACAGUUACCUGGUAGGACCGAUAAUGAAAUAAAGAACUUUUGGAAUACCAGAAUGAAAAGGCGCCAGAGAGCAGGGUUACCCCUUUAUCCCCCAGAAGUCCAUGCAGAAGCCACUGCAUACCAUCUACAACAACAACAACACUACUUGGAGCAACAACCAUACCCUUCUAAUUCAUCUUCAUCAUUUUCUUUACUCUUAUCCUCUUGUUACCCCAAGAAGCUCAAUGAACCAAACCAAAACCAUUAUUCUAAUGCAAAUCCUAUGCAAAACCAGCCUGAUUCUGCAAAUUGUUAUACCAAUCCAAGCCAGAAAUUUAAGUUUUCCAAUGAAAAUCGUGCAAAUGUAAAUCUUGCUUUGCCAUUAUCCCCGGUUUCUCCGUAUAGAUCCUCAUCCUCUACCCUUUUCAACCAGAGUUUUGCUCCUCCUAGUUGUUCUGCCGCAACUGAUUCACGUGAUUACCAAAGCUAUGGUGAUCAUGGCUUCAUAGCAGGAUCUCCAUAUGAUCCAAUUCCUUUGGUGCCAAGCUCAACCACUGAGAUAUCUUCAAGCCAAACCGCAACACCAGCUUCAUCUUAUGCAAGUGGUGUUGUUGAUGGCUUGAUGGGACCUUCAAGCAUGGUUAAUAAUGACUACUAUGAAGUUGCACCAUUAUCUCCUCAAGGAAACAGUGGCUUGUUGGACGCUCUAGUGAUGGAAGCUCAUGGACUUUCUCGCAAUGACAAGUUCAAUGGUGAGGAUUCAAUCUUAGCUGAGAAGUUAUCUCAUAAGAGGAAAAGCAUGGCUGGUGAUCAGGAAUAUGUAGAAGUGGGAGGCACUGAGCCUGUGGUGUCAACCAUGAAGAAGAGCAAUGGCAACACAAGUAAUGAAGCCCAAAGGAAUGAUUUUAGCUCUUCCGAAUUGUCAAAAGGGGAGAAACUGAUUGGUGAAGAUCCAUUGGAAGAACUGAAUUCGAUGGAUGAUGAUUUGUUUAGCCUGCUGAACCAUUUUCCUUCAGAAAUGCCAAUGCCUGAGUGGUACCGUAAAGAGGAAAGUCAGUCAUUGGGACUUGAAACUCAACCCGAUGCUUCAUCACCUGGCCCCACUAAUCAAGAAUUUGCUUGGACUCUUGGAACUUGCUGGAAGAACAUGCCAGGCAUAUGCUAA